AUGCGACAGCGCAAUGAUAGCGAAUUCAUCGAUUUAUUGAACAGCUUACGGGUAGGUGAACUGACGACGGCUCAGCUGGAAUUACUAUGCGAGCGGCGCCACGUGCCUAUAAAUGGUGAAUUUGCGGAUGGAGUCGCCGUUCGUAUCUUUCCCACGGUCAGGCAAGUCGACGAUUACAACGACAAAAUAACCAAGGAAAAUGCAAAGCUGCACCGAACUUAUUUAAUCAACGCAGUGGAUAAGUCGCGUGAAGUAGCGACAUAUGGUAGAAAACCACCAGAGAACGUGAUUCCCAAAGACGUCAAUAACUGUGGUGGUCUUCUGCCAUCGAUAAGAAUUAGCGUCGAAUCUCGAGUGAUGUUGAGACGCAAUAUCUCCGUCUCUGAAGGGCUAGUAAAUGGAGCUAUGGGUAUAAUAAAAAAAAUCAAAUGGCCGGCCUUGAGGAGAGAUCAACUGGAGGAUGGAGAGCUACCAGAAGCCGUGUACGUUAAAUUUGAUGACGAAACUAUCGGUCGCAGGCUAAAAGAUAGUAAUGGUUGCGUACCCAUACCUCCAUCAAGUACUACAUUUCAGGCAGUAAGGGGUUACGGAGAUGUGGAGCGCCGUAUGCUGCCUCUAAUAUUAAGCUGGGCAGUUACAGUUCACAAACUACAGGGUACGACCCUCGAAAGAGCUAGCUGGUUCAUGAUGAGUUCCCUACUGACGGAUCGAAUUAUAGAAGAAUGUCUAGAACAAGAAGAUAGUGAAGAAGAAAAUGUGUCAGAAAUAGAAGAUUUUGAGGAGCAUAGUGAUCACGAAAGCGGAACAGAGCAAGAAGCAAGUGAUUCAGAUGGGUCUUCAGUGUCGGAAGAGAGUUUUCCUUCGAAUUUACAAAUUGAGAAUACUGAAGAUGAAGAAUAUUUAGAGGAUGUACCGCUUAAACAUACAUCCUUCGUGCCGUCAUAUAAGCCACCCGAUGAAAAAGAUUGUAAAGCUAUUAAACAUUUUAUUAGUCGACAUCAAAAUAUUUUAAUACUAACUGGUGCGGGAAUAUCUACAGAAUCUGGAAUACCUGACUACAGAUCUGAAGAAGUAGGAUUGUAUGCAAGAAGUAACCAUAAACCUGUUCAAUAUCAAGAGUUUAUAAAAUAUCCAAGAGUAAGACAAAGAUAUUGGGCGAGAAAUUUCGUGGGAUGGCCAAAGUUCAGUGCUGUCAAACCAAAUGCUACACAUUAUGCUAUAAGACAAUUAGAAAAGACUCAAAAAGUUAGUGCAAUAGUAACACAGAAUGUAGACAGACUGCAUCAUAAAGCUGGAUCAGAGAAUGUUAUUGAGCUUCAUGGAACUGGAUACAUAGUUAAGUGUCUGCAGUGUCCUUAUGAGAUCAAGAGAUCAGAGCUACAGAAGAUAAUGAUGAAUGAGAAUCCUGAUAUGGAAAGCACUUUCACAAUGAUAAGGCCCGAUGGUGAUGUUGACCUAUCAGAAGAACAAAUUAAAAAGUUUAAAGUACCACUAUGCCCUAAAUGUAAAGGGCCUCUGAAACCAGACAUUGUGUUUUUUGGUGAUAAUGUUCCGAGGCACAGAGUUGAAAGAGUCCGUAGCGAAGUAAGUGGAAGUGACGCAGUAUUUGUAUUGGGUUCUAGUCUUACAGUGUACUCAAGCUACAGAAUAAUAUUGCAAGCAAAGGAAGAAAAGAAGGAAGUCGCCAUUUUAAAUAUUGGACCAACUAGAGCAGAUAAUAUAGUAGAUAUAAAGGUAUCAACAAAAUGUAGUGACAUUUUGACAGAUAUAUGCAAUGUGAUAUAA
Parnassius apollo (apollo) is the source of this 1785-nucleotide messenger RNA. The record is from the annotation of a GenBank genome assembly. Lineage: Eukaryota; Metazoa; Arthropoda; Insecta; Lepidoptera; Papilionidae.